AUUUCCAACUUCACCUUCAAUCUUCAUAAAUUGUACCUCAAUGAUAACUUGCUUCGAGGUCCAAUUCCAGAUAGUUUUGGAAACAUAAUGAGCUCUCUUAAAGUUCUUAGUCUCGACAGUAAUAGACUCCAAGGUGAAAUCCCACCAUCAUUGGCGAAUAUAUGCACAUUGGAGGAGCUAGAACUUUCCUUCAAUGACUUGAGUGGGGAGCUUUUGAGUUUUGUUUCUAAUGCUUCAUGGUGCAAUGGACACUCAUUGAAACAGUUGUCAUUAUCAAGCAAUCAAUUGACAGGCAUAUUACCUAAUCUUUCAGUUUUCCUCUCAUUGCAAUAUAUGGAUUUGUCUGAUAACAACCUGAAGGGGAAAAUACUUGAAUCUCAUUUCAAAAAUCUCUCCAAUUUGAUGUAUUUGUCAUUGUCUGACAAUUCAUUGACCCUGGAAAUUAACAAUAGUUGGGUUCCUCCAUUUCAAUUGCAAAGUUUGGGAAUGGCUUCUUGUGAAGUAGGUCCUGAUUUUCCAAAUUGGAUUCGAAAUCAAUAUCAAUUAAUGACUUUGGAUAUUUCUAAUGGUGGUCUUUUGGGUUUUAUACCAGAGUGGUUUUGGCCACUAAUGAAAUAUGUAUAUCACCUGAACAUCUCAUAUAAUAAUUUUUUUGGUGAAAUUCCAAAUCUACCACUCAAGUUUUAUAAUAGGCCAAUGAUAAUUUUGACUUCAAACAAUUUUGAAGGCUCAAUUCCAUCAUUUUUUAUACAAGCAACAAGACUUGAGCUUUCCAAAAAUAAAUUCUCAAAUCUGGUUCCACUUCUAUGUGGCCAAACUGAUGGCAAAAGCUUUAGUAUUUUCGAUGCAUCUGACAAUCAAUUAAAGGGUCAUCUACCAAAUUGUUGGAGCCACUUAAACUCAUUAAAGUUUGUUGAUUUGAGCAAUAAUAAUCUAUCAGGAGAGAUCCCACACUCUAUAGGUGACCUUGUGAAUAUGGAAGCUUUGAUUCUAAAAAAUAAUCGCUUAAUUGGAGAACUUCCUUCCUCUUUGAUGAGCUGCACCAACUUAUUAUUGUUAGACAUGUCAGAGAAUAAACUAUUGGGGCUUAUACCUUCAUGGAUUGGGAAAAGCCUUGGAGAAUUGCAAAUUCUAAGCUUACGGAAGAAUAAUUUUUAUGGUAGCUUGCCGUUGAAUCUUUGUCACUUAACACAGAUUGGACUCUUGGAUUUAUCUUGCAAUAACUUGUCCAAUAAAAUUCCAUCUUGUCUUCAUAAUUUUACUGUUAUGGCACAACAGCACAUCAAUUCAACAAAAUCAAGUUACCAUAUGUAUAGGAUCAAUACCACACGAUUCGGAUUUUCUGUUGAUAAAUUUGAAUUCUACAUAACAUUGAUGUGGAAGGGUGAAGAUAUGUCAUUCAAGAAGCCGGAUGUCCUUCUCAAGAGCAUUGAUCUAUCUAGCAAUGCUUUCACAGGUGAAAUACCGAAAGAAGUUGUGUAUUUAUUAGGAUUAGUUUCUUUGAAUUUAUCAAGAAACAAAUUGAAAGGGAAAAUCCCAAUUGAGAUUGGGAAUCUAGAAUAUCUAGAAUUCCUAGAUUUGUCAAGAAAUAAAUUGUCAGGCACAAUUCCUCUAAGUCUUGCUCAUAUUGAUCGCCUCAGUGUAUUAGACUUGUCAAAUAAUAAUCUCUUUGGAAAAAUCCCCACUGGAACACAAUUGCAAGGCUUUAAUGCAUCAUGUUACGAACGAAAUCUUGAUCUUUGUGGAAUGCCACUUAACAAAAAGUGCUUAGAAGAUUCAAUGCCUUCGCCUCAAAUAUUUGAUCAUCCUGAAGAUGAUGGUGACUCACUUUUCUCUCAACAAUUUUACCUAAGCUUGGGAAUUGGAUUUGCCAUUGGAUUUUGGGCCUUUAUGGGACCAUUGCUCUUCAAUCGUUCUUGGAGACAAACCUACUACAGGUUUGUGAACGAUGUAACAAAUAGAAUCCACGUCAUGAUCAUCAUCUAUGUGACAAGAUACCACGCUAGGAAUUAA
Messenger RNA from Prosopis cineraria, 2013 nucleotides. RefSeq names its product receptor-like protein EIX1. The coding region runs from base 88 to 2013 and encodes 641 amino acids. Gene Ontology annotation, molecular function: protein binding. The record is from RefSeq and is a predicted model, not a curated record. NCBI's taxonomy places the organism in Eukaryota, Viridiplantae, Streptophyta, Magnoliopsida, Fabales, Fabaceae. The transcript has a single exon.